Molecule: messenger RNA, 1112 nt
Organism: Ipomoea nil (Japanese morning glory)
Lineage: Eukaryota; Viridiplantae; Streptophyta; Magnoliopsida; Solanales; Convolvulaceae
Product: putative late blight resistance protein homolog R1B-14
Exons: 2
Coding region: 59-940 (293 amino acids)
Biological process (GO): protein folding
Molecular function (GO): alpha-tubulin binding
Source: RefSeq, a predicted model, not a curated record
CUUAAAUUUGAAACAAUUCAAGCUAUUGAGAGUAUUAUUCUUUAUUAGCCACCCUUGGAUGUACAAAAAUAUUGUGGAUCUUGUCCAUUUGAGAUAUUUACCUCCAGCUCUUCAUAAACAAAAUAUUAUGGAACUGUUCAAGGCUUGGAAUCUUCAAACACUAUAUAUUCGUGCAUUUGAUAGGAACUAUUUGGAGUUUCCACAACUGCAAUAUUUUUGUUGUUUAUUUAUUACGGGACAUCCUCCCAAAUAUGUUCAUCAAAACUUGCAGAGUCUUUCUUGGUUGAGGCCUAAUCAUUGCACAAAAAACUUCUUUACACAUGUUCCAAACUUAAAGAAGAUACGGAUUUUCGGUGAAAAAAUUGAGUGCAAUGAUUGCAUCGAGAACCUUGUCGGUUUACAGCAGCUGGAGAGACUGAAUAUUCAUGGUAAUAGAUGGCAUUAUACGAUUCCAAAAAUGAUCCAGAUUAAUAGCCAUAUUGUUCUCUUGAAAAGCCUUAAGAGGUUAAAAUUUCGAAGUACUUGUUUUGGGUGGAAUGGAAUUAAUGUUCUUUGCAAGUUGCCUAGGUUGGAGGUGCUCGAGUUAAGUGGUGCAUGUGUAGGCGAAGAGUGGGAGCUACCAGAGGAUGACAAAUUCUGCCAGUUAAUUGUUUUGAAAAUUGGUGCAACUAAUCUCGAGGAUUGGAAAGCCACUGGUGAUCAUUUUCCAAAACUUGAGCACCUCUCCCUUUUUUCAUGCAAGGAACUGAAAGAGAUCCCCAGCGAGUUUGCAGAAAUUUCAACAUUGAAAUCAAUCCAAUUAAGGCGCUGCCUUCCUUCUGUGGUGGCUUCAGCCAAGGAAAUAAAGGAAGAACAACUUGAUUAUUUGAAUAAUAUUGUGAAUGUGGUUGUGACGAAGCAACAUGCAAUGGCUACUAGCUUUCCGGUUUUUGAGCAUUGAUGAGUAUGAUGAAGCUUAGUUUGAUGGAUGAAAUUGAAUUGUGCCAGAACAGUACAAGGAGAAAAGCUUGAGAAAAGAAGAGUAGAGAAAAAUGGGUAUGCAUGCAUGUCUAUCUAUCAUUGUGAAUCAUAAAAUUUGACCUUGCAACAUUGUAUGAGAAAGCAUUGCAUCA